AGCAGCUUUCUUUUGAGCUCAUUUGAAUCAUUUUGCUCAUGGAGAACCGCGCGCUCAAGACCCGUGGUCUUUCUCCGUACCUCAUUUUAGCAGCAGCUUCAGUGGCCCUUUUUAAGGCAAUUUUGCAAGGUGAGCUGGACACCUGCGACUCUUUGCCCCGACUGGUGAAUCUCAGCAGUGUCGCCAAGGACGCAGAGGCUCAGGUCGAGAAACUGACCUCGGAAGACGUCCAUUUGUUAGAAGCUGAAGCUGUACUGGGCAAAGCCCUAAAACGCCUGGAGCAAGGUGGCAGACAGCAGGCCUUAGCAGCCCAGGAGCUCAGAGAGAGCGCUGUGUACAAGGAGGUGGUGCGGUAUUCUGAGCUCUUUGAUUCUGCAAGGGCGACGCUGCAACCAACCAGGUUCAAUAGUGUUUGGUCUCGGCCUGAUGCUGAGUUCUUUGUUCGGUCUCCACCUGGCUCCACCUGGUUUGAAUACAAGGUCGUUGCACAGAUCGAGCAGAACCUUGUGAAUUGCAUGGCCCCUUUGCAGGAGAGGGAGCUCAUCCUGAAGUACCAGCCUGUUUUCGUGGAGCCUCACCGGGAUCUCAUCAAACCGACACCACAUCACGGCGUGGUGCGAACUUUGGCCCGGAUCCUGGGAUUCUACAUUGAGACGGUCUUUGAACUCGUGCGAGUGUCCAACAAAGAGUUCGGCUUUUUGGUGGAGGUUGCCAAGAGUGAUUUCCCCAUCAAGAACAGCCUCAAGCUCCCCAAAAGGCGCUUGUUGAGCAAGCGAAUUCAAGUGGACACCAAGAAUCUGUGGCUUCCAGUGGGCGGUGGCAAAACUGGGACGAUCGUGGUUUCAGUGAGCCGCGUCCAGGUUGGCGUCCCCAUCCCAUCCAGCGCCUUGCGCUUUUUAGCCAACAGCUUCACCAAGAGCAUCCUGGGCAACAUCAAGCGGGGAUGCGCCCUGAGCUCCGACGAGCUUUGCGCACAUUGGGGAACGCAAUGAUGCGCAAAGCCUUUCAGGAGUCCAGCCCCUGGCACAAACGCAUCAAGCGUGAUGCAGAUGGCUUUUACCAUGAGCUGGCUACUGUGGAGGACGCCGCUCGGAAGCGGAGGAGCAUUUCCAUCUCACAGCUGCCGAGUGAAGCAAUCUUCGAUCGGCCAUGGGGCCUCUCCAAGUAAAACUUGCAGAGGUCGAUAGUAAGACUCUGGUAGAGGUUAAGUUCCCAAAUAUUUUAAGCACAGUAGUCACCCUUAGUCAGUAGUCCUAAUAGCUAUCUCUUAAUGUCUCUUCCUUGGAGGUGGAUUUCACGCCAUCAGAUUCCACAUUGCCAUGGCGGCACCUCCACAAUAGCUCCCGUUGGCUGAUGGAGAUUCGACUGCCCUUGCUGAAGAGUCCAGACAAUGGACAAGACUGAAGAGUC
Molecule: messenger RNA, 1410 nt
Organism: Durusdinium trenchii
Lineage: Eukaryota; Dinophyceae; Suessiales; Symbiodiniaceae
Source: the annotation of a GenBank genome assembly